UGUCCAGGUCCCAGAUGUCCUCAGAGAAGCAGGAGGCACUGAUGGAGAACAUGACCCGUAUGGAGGACCGCUCUCGGGAGCUUCAGCAGUCCCUGGGCGACAUCUCCUCUCAGGCAGACCUCAUGGAGAACAUCUGGAAGCUGGAGAGCUUGUUGCAGAACCACAGCGAGUCCUUAAAGCAGCUGGGCCGGGCAGUGAGUGGCCUGGAGAGGGACAUCAGGGAUCUGCAAGGCCACUGCCAGUCGACAGACAGCACCAUGGAGCAGCUGGGGGACCGUGUCUCCGUCCUGAACCGCUCCAACGAGAGGAACGUGAGUAGGCUCAGCAACCAGCUGGUCCAGGCCUCGGUCUCACUGCACGACCACAACCUCCUGCUGAGGAGCACGGCGGACCAAGUGGACCAGCUCAAGGACAGGCUGGAGGAGGUUGGCUGGACGGUCGGCGCAGUCAACCACACGUUCACCAGCGACAUCAGCGUCCAUCACCUAAAGAUCCAGGACCUGCAGGUGCAGAUCAGCAACGCAAGCCAGGACGCAAUGUACAUGAGGGAGACACAAGUGCACAUGGAGGAGACCCUGAAGAAUGAGGUCGAGAUCCUCAGCACCAUCACAGAAGACCUGAGGCUCAAGGACUGGGAACACUCCUAUAUCCUCAAGAACAUCACCUUCUUAGAAGGUAACGGCCCCAUCACUGAUCACUGGCUAGAAUGAAGUUUAUGUCAUUAUAAUCUCCCUAUGAUUACUGAGCUCCUUUCACGAUGGUUAAGGAAAAUGUUGAAGAUGUUGAUGUUAUGUAUGGUAACUCUAGAAUCAAUUACAGAUUGUAUUGAGACUUGCUCUCAUACUCAAUAAAUUUCAAAUAAGUAUGUCAUUAUUAAUGUUAGCAGGAAUUAGACAGAAUUCAGUGAUGUGAAUCCAUGCCAAAUAAGACUUUGAAUCAGAAUCUGAUUUAUAUUGUAUGUGGAUGGGACAGUGUUUUAUCUAGGCUGGAAACAAUUGUGGGUUACAUUUAGAAGCCUCCAAAACCAAGGAACUUAGCCCUGUCAUUUGUUCCACUGAAAAUCCCAUUUGUUUGUCAUUAAGCAUGGGUUUAACCAGGAAAGCUGCACACCUUUUCGUGGUAAUUGGCGUUUCUGGCCAUGAUGCCUCCUCUCCCUCCCUUCCUCACUCCAUCCCUCCAUCCCAAUACCUUUAGCUUACAUUGCAUUCGGAAAGUAUUCAGACCCCUUGACUUUUUCCACAUUUAGUUACGUUACAGCCUUAUUCUAGAAUUGAUUAAAUUGUUCUUUCCCCCUCAUCAAUCUACACACAAUACCCCAUAAUGACAAAGCAAAAACAGGUUUUUAGAAAUUUUUGCAAAUGUAUUAAAAGUUAAAAAACUGAAAUAGCACAUUUACAUAAGUAUUCAGACCCUUUACUCAGUACUUUGAAGAAGCACCUUUGGCAGUGAUUACAACCUUGAGUCUUCUUGGGUAUGACGCUACAAGCUUGGCACACCUGUAUUUGGGGAGUUUCUCCCAUUCUUCUCUGCAGAACCUCUCAAGCUCAGUCAGGUUGAAUGGGGAGUGUUGCUGCACAGCUAUUUUCAGGUCUCUCCAGAGAUGUUCGAUUGUGUUCAAGUCCGGGCUCUGGCUGGGCCACUCAUCCUGGUUUUGGGACCACCAGUAAAGAUCCUUGUUUCACCAUCUCUGACUACUGCCUACUGUCUAUCCUGCACCGUACCUGGGUCACACCUCACACCAACCCUUACAUUUACAUUUUACAUUUUAGUCAUUUAGCAGACACUCUUAUCCAGAGCGACUUACAGUUAGUGAGUGCAUAAAUGUUUCAUACUGUCCCCCUGUGGGAAUCGAACCCACAACCCUGGCGUUGCAAGCGCCAUGCUCUACCAACUGAGCUACAGGAAGGCUUUCAUGGGCCAUUCAAGGACAUUCAGAAACUUUUCCCGAAGCCACUUCUGCGUUGACUUGGCUGUGUGCUUAGGGUUGUUGUCCUGUUGUAAGGUGAACCUUCACCCAAGUCUGAGGUCCUGAGUGCUCUCGAGCAGGUUUUCAUCAAGGAUCUCUCUGUACUUUGCUCCGUUCAACUUUCCCUCAAUCCUGACCCAGUCCUUGUCACUGAAAAACAUCCCCACAGCAUGAUGCUGCCACCACCAUGCUUCACCGUAGGGAUGGUGCCAGGCUUCCUCCAGACGCGACGCUUGGCAUUCAGGCCAAAGAGUUCAAUCUUGGUUUCACCAGACCAGAGAAUCUUGUUUCUUAUGGUCUGAGAGUCCUUUAGGUGCCUUUUGGCAAACUCCAAGCGGGCUGUCAUGUGCCUUUUACUAAGGAGUGGCUUCUGUCUGGCCACUCUACCAUAAAGGCCUGAUUGGUGGAGUGCUGCAGAGAUGGUUGUCCUUCUGGAAGGUUCUCCUAUCUCCACAGAAGAAGUCUGGAGCUCUGUCAGAGUGGCCAUCGGGUUCUUGGUCACCUCCCUGACCAAGGCCCUUCUCCCCCGAUUGCUCAGUUUGGCCGGACGGCCAGCUCUAGGAAGAGUCUAGGUGGUUCCAAACUACUUCCAUUUAAGAAUGAUGGAGGCCACUGUGUUCUUGGGGACCUUCAAUGCUGCAGAAAUGUUUUGGUACCCUUCCCCAGAUCUGUGCCUCGACACAAUACUGUCUUGAUGCUCUACGGACAGUUCCUUUGACUUCAUGGCUUGGUUUUUGCUCUGACAUGCACUGUCAACUGUGGGACCUUAUAUAGACAGGUGUGUGCCUUUCCAAUUCAUGUCCAAUCAAUUUAAUUUACCACAGGUGGACUCCAAUCAAGUUGUAGAAACAUCUCAAGGAUGAUCAAUGGAAACAGGAUGCACCUGAGCUCAAUUUCGAGUCUCAUAGCAAAGGGUCUGAAUACGUAUGUAAAUAAGGUAUUUCUGUUUUUUAUUUUUUAUGAAUUUGCAAACAUUUCUAAGAACCUGUUUUCGCUUUGUCAUUAUUGGGUAUUGUGUGUAGAUUGAUGAGGAAAAAAAAUAAUUUAAUCAAUUUUAGAGUAAGGCUGUAACGUAACAAAAUGUGGAAAAAGUCAAGGGUUCUGAAUACUUUCCGAAUGCACUGUAUGUUUCAUGCCUACCUUCCAAUUUGGCAGCGGUGGACAAAUGAGAAGGGAAAAAAAACAUUUAAGCAAAGUUUAGAGGCGGAUUAAGAAACUGUGAUGUGUUGGUCUGAGGAGAGUGUGAGCAUGGAAACAUUUAUAUUCAUCACACAGCCACUUGAUUAACAGUAAUGACCUCAGCAGUGACAUGUUUGCUGUUUUAGUGAAGUGUCUUCUGGCUGUGAGGAUCACUGUGUCCAUUGCCUUCAUUCUCAUGGAAAUGUAAUUGUUAUAAUUUAAACAUUGAUCUAGCGGUAAUUUCAUUUUUCACCAGUGGUGAAACAAAAUAAGGAAAAUGUGAUGUUCUUUUAGUGGAUAAUUUGAUAAAUGGUCAUCCUUGGUGUAAAAACAAUAUCAGCCACCUUAAAUAGCCUAAACAUGUUUGUUUUUAAAGUAUCACAGCUUCAUCAGAAAGCCAAUGGUUUAAAUAAUCUAUCUAUCAAGUUGAUACCAAAUAUCACAAAAUGGAUUGCAUUGCAGGCGUUUUCCCUUGACAUGCAAAUAGUGCAUUACCAAUGUGUGGUUUCUGUCCAGCCAACUCAAAAUUGCUGAUCCAUGACACAGCACCACAUAUUGGUGCUUCACGGAUGGCUAUUUAUGUGAAAGUUGCACGCUGGUUGACCCUCAUGGAGCAUGUUUGUUUUUCUUGAGCAUUCUUCAUUUAAUUAAUAGAAGACUAUUAAGAAGUGAUGAGUGAUACCAUUGGUCCCACUAAAACAAACCAGUCACCACCAAUUAAGUGGAGUGGUUUUCCCUUCAGACCCCCCAGGGUGAGAAGACUUCCAAGUCAACCUUUAACCCUGACUUCUCAUUAGCUACUCCUUUACGCCAGGAUAGUAUCUUAGGAUCUAAGGAACAGUUCACAUUAUGAUUUGAAAGGCUACUUUUGAAAAUGUCAGUUGGACAAAACAAGACUAAAAUCAAAUGUUUUCAUUUGUGGUUCCAUUGUGGUGUACCUUGGGUAACGUGGUUUCCGUUGUGGCCAAGCUGAUUCUACAAACAAGUCUGAAGUCAGUUAACUGGAUCCAAGUAUAAAAAAUUGUUGGAUGAUGUCCCUUAACCAUGUUUCAGACUCAGAUUCUGCCUUGAGCUCCUCUGCUUUAGUCAGAGGGUGUGGUGAAACAUGAAUGACAUACCAAGAGGAAACUGGUGAUUUAUGGGAUUACACAACUUCAGCAAUCAUAUUGUCUUCAUAUUACAGUAUAUUCAUCAGUUUGUUAUCUCGGGAUCAACUCAACGCUUUAAUUAGGUUGUUUUCAACAGGGCCUCCUGGACCAAAAGGUGAGAAGGGCGAUGUGGGGCCACUUGGGGCCACUGGUGUGGCAGGCCUCACAGGGAUGAGAGGUUCGUACACUGUACUGUACAGUCAUUAGUCCUAUUCUAACUUUCAACAUACAUUAUAUUAUUCAACCAUUUUUCAACCAUGUCCUCGCAACCUAAUAAUGCUAGCAACCUAAUAACAGCCCCCAACUGGUCUCAAAGCAUCCUGGGAAAGGGAGCAGGGGCAUUCCCUUAGAUAGUCUUUCAUUACAUAAUUAAAUGAUGAAUAAAGAAAGAGAACAUUGGAAAAUGUUAUUAUGGCAUGCAAGCGGACCAUCAUACUCAAAGAUUCGGAUAAGAUAGGCUGUUUGCAUUCUUUGAAACGCAUGUCAGAUAUUCUGUUUGAAAAGAUUGGGAAAAUAAAUCCAAUGCUUUGUUUAUGUCCUCCCGGCAGGUUUUACAGGAGAAAAAGGCAUCCAGGGACCAAGGGGACUAAAGGGCCCGAGCGGCUCCGAUGGCCUACAGGGGGAGAACGGGGAUAUGGGACCCGAAGGGCCCAAA
Molecule: messenger RNA, 4948 nt
Organism: Coregonus sp. 'balchen'
Lineage: Eukaryota; Metazoa; Chordata; Actinopteri; Salmoniformes; Salmonidae
Source: the annotation of a GenBank genome assembly